Dromaius novaehollandiae (emu) is the source of this 3663-nucleotide messenger RNA. RefSeq names its product HIC ZBTB transcriptional repressor 1 (gene HIC1). Gene Ontology annotation, cellular component: nucleus. The transcript is spliced from 2 exons. NCBI's taxonomy places the organism in Eukaryota, Metazoa, Chordata, Aves, Casuariiformes, Dromaiidae. The coding region runs from base 285 to 2282 and encodes 665 amino acids. Gene Ontology annotation, molecular function: protein binding; DNA-binding transcription factor activity, RNA polymerase II-specific. Gene Ontology annotation, biological process: regulation of transcription by RNA polymerase II. The record is from RefSeq and is a predicted model, not a curated record.
UGCCCCGCCCGGGGAGGGGAGGAGGAAACCUCCCGCCGUCCCUUUAACAGCCAGCGGCGCUGCGCGGAGUUCAGGCCGGGGUCAGGGGGAGUUCGCAGCCCGGGCUUCACCUCCGCGCUGGCGGCGCCGGGAGCCCCGAGGAGGAGCCGCCGCCGCCGCCGCCCGCUCCGAGGGGCGCACGGCCGGCCGGGACCGCGGCAGCGGCGGGGCAUGGAGCGGCGGCGGCCGGCGGCGGCGGGCAGCGCCCGGCGGCGCCCCCGGGGCUGAGCCCGCUGCGCGGGGCCAUGAGAGUCCACCGAGACCUCGGCUGGCUGGCGGAGGCCACCGGGCGCCCAGGGCGGCGGGCGAGGAGCGCGAUGCUGGACGCCAUGGAGGUGCCGAGCCACUCGCGGCAGCUGCUGCUGCAGCUGAACACGCAGCGCACCAAGGGCUUCCUGUGCGACGUGAUCAUCGUGGUGCAGAACGCGCUCUUCCGCGCGCACAAGAACAUCCUGGCGGCCAGCAGCGCCUACCUCAAGUCGCUGGUGGUGCACGACAACCUGCUCAACCUGGACCAUGAGAUGGUGAGCCCCGGCAUCUUCCGCCUCAUCCUGGACUUCAUCUACACCGGCCGCCUGGCCGACUGCGAGCCGGGCGGCGAGCAGAGCCUGGGCGCCGUGCUGGCCGCCGCCAGCUACCUCCAGAUCCCCGGCCUGGUGGCGCUCUGCAAGAAGAAGCUGAAGCGCAGCGGCAAGUACUGCCACUUGCGUGGGGGCUACGCGCCCUACAAGCUGGGCCGGGGGCUGCGGGCCGCCACGCCGGUCAUCCAGGCCUGCUACUCGGGCACGCCGCGGCCCGUGGACCUGCCGCCCGUGGAGCCGGCGGCGCCGCUCAACACGCAGUGCGGCGAGCUCUACGCCUCGGCCUCGCAGGGCGCCCCGCUGCACCCGCACGGGCUGUGCCCGCCCGAGCGCCACUGCUCGCCGCCCUGCGGCCUCGACCUCUCCAAGAAGAGCCCCACCGGCCCCUCCGCCCAGCUCCUGCCCACCGACCGCCUGCUGCCCGGCGAGCCCCGCGAGCCCUCGCUGCCCCCGCGGCACGACAGCCCCCCGGUGAGCGCCGGCCUCCUGGCCGGCCACGCCGCCGCCUACAAGGACUCGCCGCCGGGCGGCGAGCCGGGGGGCCACCCGCACGCCGCCGACCCCUUCCGCAGCACGCCGCCCUGCGCCGAGCCCCCGCUGCCACGCGCCGACGGGCGCGAGCUCAUGUACCGCUGGAUGAAGCACGAGCCGCUGGGGCCCUACCUGGACGAGGGCGAGGCCGAGAAGGAGCUGGAGCGGGAGGAGAAAGCCGAGUCGCCGCCCGCGGCGCCGCAGCCCCGCUACCCCAGCGUGGAGAGCAACGACCUGGAGCCCGACAACAGCACCAGCGAGGACACGGGCAGCAGCGAGGGCCCCUCGCCCGGCGACGCGCUGGACCGCUACUGCAACCACCUGGGCUACGAGCCCGAGAGCCUGGGCGACAACCUCUACGUGUGCAUCCCCUGCGGCAAGGGCUUCCCCAGCUCGGAGCAGCUCAACGCCCACGUGGAGGCCCACAACGAAGAGGAGCUGUAUCACAAGGCGGCCGCGGAGCAGGCCGUGCCCUUCCUGGACAAGGGCGGCCCGGGGCUGGGCGACAUCCUGCGGCCCUACCGCUGCUCGUCCUGCGACAAGUCCUACAAGGACCCGGCCACGCUGCGGCAGCACGAGAAGACGCACUGGCUCACGCGCCCUUACCCCUGCACCAUCUGCGGCAAGAAGUUCACGCAGCGCGGCACCAUGACGCGCCACAUGCGCAGCCACCUGGGCCUCAAGCCCUUCGCCUGCGACGCCUGCGGCAUGCGCUUCACGCGCCAGUACCGCCUCACCGAGCACAUGCGCAUCCACUCGGGCGAGAAGCCCUACGAGUGCCAGGUGUGCGGCGGCAAGUUCGCCCAGCAGCGCAACCUCAUCAGCCACAUGAAGAUGCACGCCGCCGGCCCCGACGGCAAGGCCAAGCUGGACUUCCCCGACAGCGUCUACGCCAUGGCCCGCCUCACCGCCGACCAGCUGGGGCUCAAGCAGGAGAAGGCGGCCGAGCUGCUCUCCCACACCUCGCACUUCCUCAGCGACCCCAAGGCCAUGGAGAGCCUCUACCCGCUGGCCAAGUUCACGGCCGAGCACCUGGGGCUGAGCCAGGACAAGGCGGCCGAGGUGCUGGCGCAGGCCCCGCACCUGCACGCUGAGGCCGCCCGGACCAUUGAGCGCUACUCGCCGCCCUAGCACCCGCCGGGGCCGGGCUCCCCGCGCCGCGGCCUCCCCGCGCGGGGGCCGGCGGCGGGAAGCCCCCGGCCCGGAGCCGGCCCCGGAGAACUCGCCGGCGGCGGAGGGGCCCGCGAGAGCCGCCCCGGAGCGGCGGGUCGCGCCGAGAGCCCCGGGGCGCGCCGGGCUCGCCUGGAAGCAGCUGAUGGUUCAGGGACCGGCCUCUCGGCUCGGCCCCGCGGCGGCUCCCGGGACUGCGGCGGGGGCGAAGACGCAAGCUGUGACGCCAGGCCCGGGCCGGGCCCCGAGGCUUUGGAGGACAUGAGCCCGCUCCUUAGCUCGGGGCCCGCCGCGCGUGGGGCUCGGCUCGGCCCGGCCCGGGGCGCCUGCCGCGACGGGACGUGGACUUGGCCGCCUCCAGCGCCGCGGGGCCGUGAGUAGUCCGCCCGCUGCCACCGCGCUGCCCCUCUUCCCGCCGGGAAAGCUGCAGCCGGCGAGCGAGCCAGGCCCCGGGGGCCGUGGGGCGGGUGGGAGGCGCGCGGGUCCAGGGCCAGACUGAUGGAGGUGCGGGCAGGGGGACGGGGAAGUGCCGCCGGCCUCCUCGCUCCGCGCUGCCCUCCCGGCCCGAGCCCCGCGCGAGUCAGUGCUCCGGCUGGGCUGCCGCCACCGGCCCCGGCGCUGGGCCCCGGCGCCUUUGCCGCAGGGGGGGCAGGACCCGUCACAGACUGAGCCCCUGGGACCUGCCUCGAAAUCAGGGAUGCCCGGGGCCCCGCGGGGCCGAGGGAGCCGCCAGCCCGGGCCGGGCGGCUUCGCUGCGGGGCUGCCGGGACGCGGAGCAGCUCCCGCCGCCCCCCACCUCUUUCGCCAAAGAUCCCCGUCCCCGGGGGGCUGCGGGCUGGGAGCGCACGACAAAGACAAAGCGGUCGGGUUUGUCAGCUACGCGGACGCGGGCGGCGGCGGCGCCGGGGCCGCGGGAAGGGGCGGCCGGAGCUGCCGGAGCAGAGGUGCGGGGCCCCCCGCCACCCCGGCCUCCUCUCCUGUGCCUUCUGCUCCGGGUGGGCAAAGCCCCCCACGUCCCAUCCCGCGCUGUGACCCCGCUGCCCAGGGCUACUGUGAAGCUUCUCCCCUCCCCGCGUCCCCUCCUUUGCACACGAGGCCCCCGGGCAGCCACUGUCCCCGGCCUUGCGGCCACUGUGCCUUAGCCCCAGCCGGCCGCUCCUGCCCCGGGGCUGGGAACGGCUGGGGGCCGCCCGGGGAGGCCGUGGCGGCUGCACCCAAAGCACAGCCGGCAGCGCCCAGCGAGGCCGCCGGCCCGGGCUGCAUCACGUCCCAUUUGUACACGGGCUCCUCGCCCUUUUUUCUAUAGUCGAAACCGAAUGAGCAAUAAAAUGACAUUAACGCA